UAACUCUAUAAGGAGGCUAAUGAACUAAGAGUCUCAACGGAGACAAAAUGUGAAAAACAAUCAGCAAAAGUGGAGCAGUUUGUUUAGCUUAAGGGAAAAAGAAAACAGAUUCUGCUUGGAAGAUAACAGGAUAUGGAAAAUCUUGUCUCUGCUUCCCCUCCUCAUCUCUCUUCUUGCACAACUCCACAAUGACAGGAGGGUCAUUCCUCUUCCUGCGCUCCUCCAUACUAGUUGUUUUGUCUUUGUUCUCACAGUUCGGAGCUUCACAGCAGAUAGGAAUGGGACUGAGGAGAGCGAUCGUUCUGGUUGUGUUGAUGGGGAUGACAUGGAGCGUCAAUGUGACAACAAUCAGACCUGAAACUGUUUCCACAUUCGCUCAUCCUGAGACUGCCGAGGAGAACACAGAACAGAAAGAAGCAGUAGCAGUGGAGGAGGCUGAAGAGGGUGUGAUGGCGACAGGUGAGCUGAAUCCCAGUCACUACCCCGCUCAGAGGGCCGCAAAGGUGGUCCAACACUACCUCAACACCCACUACGGCUCCCCCUACAAACUGUUUGGGUUAGAGCGGGUCUACAGUGCAAAGGCAGAGGAUGUGGCAGACUCUGGGAGAAAGUAUCAGCUGGAGAUUUCAGUGCACGAGAUCAUCAGCAAUGCAAAAGAGAAGUGUUCGGCGGAGGUUUUCUUUCCAAGAGGAGAAAAGCAGCUCUCACCUCAGGUCCAGGUCUCCUCAUGUGAGGAGCUCUUUAAGAUUGAUGCUAAGCCUGAAGAAGAGGCCUUAUUCCAGCAGUACAAGACCAAUAAAAUCCUGCGCACUGAAAAGCGUUUACCUGACAGCUACGGUAACAUGGACCCAGAGAUGACUCCUUUCUGGCACCUCAGCAUUGUGGCUUCCAGCUUCAUCAUGCUGACUGAGUCCACAGAAAACACUCUGUACAACAUGGCUCAGGUGGCCAACAUCACACAGCUGGCAACAGAAAAUGAUCAGCUGAAGUUUGACUGUCACGUACUGCUUCAUGAAAUGGUGUCUCAGGAAAUUCCUCAGUGGAAACUGCUGUUCACCUGGUCCCCUACAGAGGGCGUUAAGGUGCUGCAGACGGAGCAGCUGCCUCACCUUCAUGAAGGUGAAAAACAUCCAAAAACCAACUGAUCUGCUGCUGUUUGCCAAACUGAGGUUGCAACACUUUGUGCUCGGAUAUUUCUUUGUUCUGUGUUCAGAAUGAUGCUGCAAGAUCUGAAGCAAGAUUUGCUGUUUAUUCCUGCAGCAUAAACGGCUUGAAAUACACAAAAGCUGGAUUUAUACUCAAUAAAGUUUUUAAAGGUU
Molecule: messenger RNA, 1319 nt
Organism: Girardinichthys multiradiatus
Lineage: Eukaryota; Metazoa; Chordata; Actinopteri; Cyprinodontiformes; Goodeidae
Gene: lxn
Product: latexin
Exons: 7
Coding region: 189-1145 (318 amino acids)
Molecular function (GO): metalloendopeptidase inhibitor activity
Source: RefSeq, a predicted model, not a curated record